GAACGCUCAGGGAGAGCCUAGCAGCUCCGCUGGGUAAGGCGCGGCGCACGCGGCUCCGUGGCACCGCGCCCGGUGAGCAGGAAGGCCCGGAGCGGGGGACGAGGGGGCUCUGGUCGUGGGAGCUGGAUACAGGGGAUGCCAGCCCGGCCCCCUUACCCCAGCCCGCGUUUACAGACUCGUGCGGUGAAUUUCCCCGCCUCCCACCCGAAGCUACGUGCCCUCAUCUCGGCCCAGCCCUGCCCGUGCACAUCCCAGCUCCCAGCUCCAGUCCCUCCUGUCUGCGGCGAGCGGGCGGGGGCGUCUCCUCCACCAGCCCACCAGCAAGGUCAGUUCGCAGCCCCCAUCCCGCAGAGCUGCGGGGUCGCAAGCAUAAAGCGAUGGACAAGACCCCCCGGAUGGGGAUGGAGGCACGGCUAUGCUAGUGGAAACCUCCCGCCCACCUCAAGCCUUUCCUUGGGAGGGGGCCAAACCCCACAGAACCAUUCCUCUCAUCUCGGUGCCCUUCAACACCCAGAGACCGGCCUGGAGAGGACUGGGCCCGACAGAGGUGGGUAGGGAAAAAGAGAGGGGCGCCGGACCCUAAACGCCUCGCGCUCACCGUGUGCUGUUCCCUCCGCUUCCAGGUGUAGCGCCCCCGCGUGGCGCGGGCGGCUGGGCGUGUCCAGCAUGACCCGCCAGAGCCUGUGGGACGUGUCGGAGGCCAACGUCGAGGAUGGAGAUAUCCGCAUCAACGUGGGAGGCUUCAAGAGGCGGCUGCGCUCUCACACGCUGCUGCGCUUCCCCGAGACUCGCCUGGGCCGCCUGCUGCUCUGCCACUCGCGCGAGGCCAUUCUGGAGCUCUGUGAUGACUACGACGAUGUCCAGCGGGAGUUCUACUUUGACCGCAACCCCGAGCUCUUCCCCUACGUGCUGCAUUUCUACCACACAGGCAAGCUUCACGUCAUGGCGGAGCUGUGCGUCUUCUCCUUCAGCCAGGAGAUUGAGUACUGGGGCAUCAACGAGUUCUUCAUCGACUCGUGCUGCAGCUACAGCUACCACGGCCGCAAAGUGGAGCCCGAGCAGGAGAAGUGGGACGAGCAGAGCGACCAGGAGAGCACCACGUCCUCCUUUGACGAAAUCCUGGCCUUCUACAACGACGCCUCCAAGUUCGAUGGGCAGCCCCUGGGCAACUUCCGCAGGCAGCUGUGGCUGGCUCUGGACAACCCCGGCUACUCUGUUCUGAGCCGGGUCUUCAGUGUCCUGUCCAUCCUGGUAGUGCUGGGGUCCAUCAUCACCAUGUGCCUCAACAGUCUGCCGGACUUCCAAAUCCCGGACAGCCAGGGCAACCCUGGUGAGGAUCCGAGGUUCGAAAUUGUGGAGCACUUCGGCAUCGCCUGGUUCACUUUUGAGCUGGUGGCCAGGUUCGCUGUGGCCCCUGACUUCCUCAAGUUUUUCAAGAAUGCCCUAAACCUUAUUGACCUCAUGUCCAUCGUCCCCUUUUAUAUCACUCUGGUGGUGAACCUGGUGGUGGAGAGCACACCCACCUUGGCCAACUUGGGCAGAGUGGCCCAAGUCCUGAGGCUGAUGCGGAUUUUCCGCAUCUUAAAGCUGGCCAGACACUCCACUGGCCUCCGCUCCCUGGGGGCCACCCUAAAAUACAGCUACAAAGAAGUAGGGCUGCUUCUGCUCUACCUCUCCGUGGGGAUCUCCAUCUUCUCGGUAGUGGCCUACACCAUCGAAAAGGAGGAGAACGAGGGCCUGGCCACCAUCCCCGCCUGUUGGUGGUGGGCCACCGUCAGCAUGACCACUGUGGGGUAUGGGGAUGUGGUCCCAGGAACCACAGCAGGGAAGCUAACUGCCUCUGCCUGCAUCUUGGCAGGUAUCUUGGUGGUGGUACUGCCCAUCACCUUGAUCUUCAAUAAGUUCUCCCACUUCUAUCGGCGCCAAAAGCAACUUGAGAGCGCUAUGCGCAGUUGCGACUUUGGAGACGGAAUGAAGGAGGUCCCUUCGGUCAAUUUAAGGGACUACUAUGCCCAUAAAGUUAAAUCCCUCAUGGCAAGCCUGACAAAUAUGAGCAGGAGCUCACCAAGCGAAUUAAGUUUAAAUGAUUCCCUACAGUAGCGGGGCGGUGGGGGACUUGUCGUCCUCAAACACAUUGCAGAGCCGCCUGUAGUGCCUCUGGCACAGGCCGGGCACCUUAGGGUUAUGGUGUAAGGAGUAUGGCCAGGCCCAAAGUGGGGAGAUGCAUGGGAUUUGCACCCCAGGUUGCUGUUACAGUAUUUAGAAUCCUUUUUAGAGGGUGGUGUGUCAUACACCAUGCCUUUGAGCCUUUCAAUGAAAUGACACUCACUGGUGUUUGCAUCUUGGACAUACAAUGUCCACAUUUCUGCUGGAUGAGUACCACUGAGAAUGCUAAUUUUUCUGUUCACUGUGUACGCUACUCUAGUGCUUGUGGCCCAGUACUGUCUGUGAGUUUUUUGUGCUUCUUUUUCUGAGGUUGUCAUGUGAGUUCUGUGCAAAAAGCCCCUACGUGUCUGUCCAGUGGAAACACAUCCGUGGGGUCAGCAAGGAUAUGAUGGGAUUUUGCUCAUGUCAUGUGAAAACAAAAUCUCAGUUCCCUAUUCAUUGCUUUCAUUUAGUUUGAAUACCAAAACAAAGGGAAUGUGAUAUGAAGCACAUGGCCAGUGCAAGUCCGUGAGUUGUUUCAGAAACGGUCUGUGCUCUGCGACUUGCAUGGGUACCCUGGUCACGUUUAGAGCCAUGUGUGCCGAUGUUCAUCUUGUAAAUGUUGUUCUUUAGAGAAUGUUACUCAGUUAAACAUGUAGUGAUGAUAGAAAUAUAUUUCCUAGAACAGAUGCUUUAGGGAGAGGGGCUUCAGCUAAGCACAGGCCAAAUUAUAGGAUGCUUCAAGACUUUUCCAAGUCAGACCUGUCUUUCCUAAGGUGACCAUGGAGACAUUUAUUUCUGGCUGAGGUUCCUGGUCUAGGUCAUUUGACCAAACUUUGCUGUGUCAUAGAUAGUAGCAUGUUUUUGAAGUAUUUAUGUUUUAAAAUGUUUAGAUAUAAGGUCGUGUCAUCUUUCUCAACUGAAACGAGGUCUACUGUUGUGUUGUUUUCCUGAGGCAAAUGUUGUCAGGUUGCUAGCAAAGGGCAGUAGCUUAGAAACUGUGUUGCCUGCUCUGCAAGCUUAUAAAAUGAGAGCCCUUUCAUUUCCUAGCAGGAUUUACUUAGAUAAUUUUGCUUCUAGGAUAUAGUAUGUUAUAUGCAAUGCUGUAAUUGCCCCAGAGUUCCUGGUAUGACAUGGAAACCUGGAGGUGCGGAAGUGUGUACUCGAAAACACAGAAAUGCAUGAAGGCUGCACUGCUUACCCAGGAGGGAAAUACUACAGUUCGUUUAUAUACAUAUAUAUAGUUCUUGUUUCUGUUUCAAUUGCCUUUUAUUGGGAGAGGGUGGGUAGAAGACAGAAAAAAAGAAAGAGUUGUGAAGCAAAACAGGGCUACGGGCAUAAAUAAUUGGAAACUUCUUGAAAAGCUUAAUGCUAUAACUCUUCCCUUCUCCAAAAUGCAUUUCCUCUUCUUCUCAGUUAACUAGCACAUAACGUUGUGAAGGGGAACCUGGGCCCCUUUGUAAGUUGGUUCUCCAUUAUCUUCUAGGUGACUGGGUGGCUUUACAUUUGGCUUCCCUUGUGGUUUGGUCUUUGGAAAACGCUGCAGAAUUCAGGGAGCUAAGCAUGGAGUUAGGCAGGCUUUUAUCCAUGGCUUGGGCCUUCCUUAACCAGGUCCAUUAUGAGUCUUAGUUGAAAGUAAUACAUACCUCAUGGGAGUGUGGUGAUGAUCUUGUCAGAAGGCUUUGUAUACUUGUAGUUGCCAUGGCUACUACAGAGCAGGCAAUUUGUUGGAUGAAUGCACUAACUGCGUACGCUCUUGAGUCCCCAGUUCAAAUCCUGUCAUCAGACAGCAGCCCCAUGAGGGGUGGGGAGGUGACCACGUCCUAGUGCCUGAUGGUCUGCCAUCUUUGUCUGUUCCUCAGAAGCAUUAGGAAAGGGUGAGAUGACUUAGGAGCAAGGCACCACUGAAUUAGAAGAGCAGGGUUAUUUUUUCAGAAUUUGCACAUGGAGCACUUGGCUUUGGCUGAUGUUGCCAGCACUGGAAGCCAGAGAAUUUAUAAAAAAAAUCAACCCUAGUUGCACUGAAGGCAGGUGAUGGUACAAAGUCGUAAGAACUGUUCAGUUUGCCAGAACUGAUGGUAUCAGGUCAAUGGGCAUGGUAUCCUGGUCAUUGACCACAGAGCAUGUGAAAAGUGGAGACAAGGAAAGAGGCAGAAUAACUCAGUCACUCUGAUGGGUAUUUUUCUAAACAGGCAUGUUUUACCACCAAAAAAGAGAUACCCCUAGUGCUUACUCUUUGCAGACGUGAAAGCUGGAAUACUUGACUUUUCAUUUUGGUAAUGACUUGCAUUUAUCAGGUGCCUUUCAUUAGGGGAAUCCCAAAGUGCUUUAGAGACUGUCUUUUUAACAUCUCGUGUACAUAUAUAUACUUGUAUAAAAUUUUACUUUGCCCAUCCUGGAACUUCAGUCACUUCUGAGGAUGAGAAUGUCCUAAUAGCAACAAGUUCUCCAAACGAUGGUUUCAGAUGAGAGCGAGAGAGAACAACCCAGCGGCCCCAAACAUGAGUUAAUUCCCACAAAAAAUGGGGAAUGAACUAUGACCCAGGAAUAAAUACCCUCCCUUUCCCCUGAAGUACCACCAGGGUAUGAACGUCACAAGUGCUCACGACUGGGCUGUGAUGGAUCUUGCUAGAUAACAUCUUACGUAGCAGUUUCUUCUGGCCCCUAGAGCUAAUCAGGGAGGGUCAGGUUAAUUUCCUGCUCUGUUUCUGGAGUUAAGAAUAUAUGUAUGAAAUGGCGUCAUUGGCCACCAGGCUGUAAGACUGACCCAUUAAUCUCCUUUAGGGGCCACAGUAGAAGCUUCAGGUCACUUACUGCCAGCUUAUUGCCAUGGCUUGACAGCAGCUUCACUUCCAGAAUAUUUGGAGGUCGUUCUUUUCAAUGCCGUUAGGAUGAAUAUAUGUGCCAGGCUCUUCUCAUCGUAUAUGUGAUGAGCAUUUUGAAAGUGCAGCUUCAGAAGUGAUACUGUGUCUUUAUUGCAUAGAUGCACAUCCGUGAUAGGUUUGUGUUUCCUGCCAAACCCCCACGUGUCCCGGGUCUGCUACUGAGGAGCGAGCGGCAUGUUGUAAUGCCGGGCUGAUUGGUAGCUCCUAAGGUAGUAAUUGGUGUUUAAUAUUUGGAUUUGUUAUUUCUACUUAUCUUAGUCCUCAAAUAAUUGAACUACCUGCUAAUUCUUGCCUCAUUUCAAGGAAAAUGAUUUGUUAUGCAUUUUGGGACAGCAGUGAUCUGUACGGCUGUGUGUUAUCUACUCGAAGGCUUAACUGGUAUUUCUUGUAUGUUUUAACAGCAUGACUUGUUACAGAGUUGUAAUUUAAAAAUCGAGAACGCUGUGUUUGCCAUGUCAGUUUUCACACUCAUUAACACGCUACCGCGCGAGCACUGGCGCGGCCCACUGUGCUGUUGUGUCUGAUGACAGCACUUCAGUCCCUGAGCCCCAGCUCCGAACGAGGUACCACUCACACACUCGACUCCGCCCCUAAUAGUAUGCAGAUUCCGUAGAAAAAACUUUCCGCUUCCGCUUCUGCUUCCAUAGGGCACUUCAGUGACGUGGGGAGUGGCGAACACGGGGCACUCAACGCUAGGGACUGCCUUCCUGAGAAAGGCUGCACUUUGUGAGCGUUUGUUGGGAAGGAGGAGCUCUUAUUUACUCGUCGCAGGCAUAGAGAGCAGGGCCCCCAGUUUUACUAGGACCUAGAGCCACAGACCUGCCUUGUAGGAGGAAUGGCCAUUUACUCUUGGAGCCCGUGGGAAAUGGACACUCCCUGAAGGAUUUCCCCUUCCACACUGUCUUGCUCAGCACCAGGGAUGGGCUUGUCGGUAACAGCCCCACCCCACUGGGUGCUGUUCCCCCUGUUGCUGUGGUACCUUCCUGACAGUGAUUUGGGUGCUAGGUAUCCUGAGCGUCCUGGCUGGUUUGGCAUGGAUAUCGCUGAGGGAUACAAACCAGCCCCCAG
This is a messenger RNA of Phyllostomus discolor (pale spear-nosed bat), 6098 nucleotides long. RefSeq names its product potassium voltage-gated channel modifier subfamily S member 2 (gene KCNS2). Gene Ontology annotation, cellular component: membrane; voltage-gated potassium channel complex. Lineage: Eukaryota; Metazoa; Chordata; Mammalia; Chiroptera; Phyllostomidae. Gene Ontology annotation, molecular function: protein binding; voltage-gated potassium channel activity. The transcript has a single exon. The record is from RefSeq and is a predicted model, not a curated record. The coding region runs from base 667 to 2100 and encodes 477 amino acids. Gene Ontology annotation, biological process: potassium ion transmembrane transport; regulation of delayed rectifier potassium channel activity; protein homooligomerization.